AUAAUUGUUAUUGAUAUGACUGCGUCAAGAACUGGAUCAUCAACCUCCCUGAGAAGCCCAGGCUCCGACGAGGAUUUUCAGCAGAUUUUAAACGAAAGGAAGCGCAAAAGAAUGGUGCCCAACAGGGAAGCCGCUCACCCGUCUCGGAUGCGUAAACAAAAGCACCUAGAUGAUCUGAUGGGCCAAGUUUCUCAGCUCACAACUGAAAACCACCAGAUCCUUACGAGCAUCAACAUAGCCGGUGAACUUUACUUGAACAUCGAGGCUGAGAACUCUGUUCUUAGAGCUCAAAUGGCUGAGCUCAGUGGUAGGCUUCAAUCUCUCAAUGAAAUCGUCGGUUUCAUAAACUCAGGCGACGGGGUUUUCGGAUAUGAUCACCAUCAUCAUCAGGUUGAUGAUGACACCUUCAUGAAUGUUAAUCAAUGGAAUUGUUUCUCUGUCAAUCAUCAGCCCAUUAUUGCAGCUGCUGAUAUGAUCAUGUACUGAUUUAAUUCUGUGUUGUUAGUCCUUGUUUUA
Hibiscus syriacus is the source of this 516-nucleotide messenger RNA. Its product is annotated as bZIP transcription factor 11-like. Gene Ontology annotation, cellular component: nucleus. Gene Ontology annotation, molecular function: DNA-binding transcription factor activity; transcription cis-regulatory region binding. Lineage: Eukaryota; Viridiplantae; Streptophyta; Magnoliopsida; Malvales; Malvaceae. Gene Ontology annotation, biological process: positive regulation of DNA-templated transcription. The transcript has a single exon. The record is from RefSeq and is a predicted model, not a curated record. The coding region runs from base 16 to 486 and encodes 156 amino acids.